Oncorhynchus nerka (sockeye salmon) is the source of this 3313-nucleotide messenger RNA. Its product is annotated as leucine-rich repeat transmembrane protein FLRT1-like. NCBI's taxonomy places the organism in Eukaryota, Metazoa, Chordata, Actinopteri, Salmoniformes, Salmonidae. The coding region runs from base 540 to 2624 and encodes 694 amino acids. The transcript has 3 exons. The record is from RefSeq and is a predicted model, not a curated record. Gene Ontology annotation, molecular function: protein binding.
AUCUCUGAGGUGUGUAACGUUCUCUAUUCCCUCCAGCUGGUUCAAUCUAUACAGACACACACAGACUGACUGGAUGACCAUCUGGACAUAUGUAAAUCAACAUGAAGACAACAUAAACCAACCAGCAGAGAGGCCUUGAAGACUGACUCUCCUGGAUACUGACUGAGCUGCCAGAUGCUACUCUGGAUGGGGCUGGAGGCUGUAGGCUGUUAGGCUAGCUAGGCCAUGCUGCUCCCUGUGCCUUCCUCCUCUCCCAUGCUGCUUCCCUGGAAACCUAUAGGCUGCAAACAUCACCAUCGUCAUCUUCAUCGCUCACCAAUGCCACAGGAAGUACGGUGGCUCAGAGGGAACUGACUGAACCUCUGAACUACUACGGACAGAGUGGACCGGAACUGUCAUCACACACACACACACACACACGUACGCGCGCGCACACACACUGACUUGUCACACACACACGAACAGCCCCUUCAGCUGUGGAACAGACAGAAGAAGACAGAAGGCAAAGCGAGACUCAGCACUGAGAGGAGGCUGGGACUAUGGCUGCCGAGAGUCUGGCAGAGCUCCGUGAUUGGCUCUUCCUGCUCCUCCUGUGCCUGACUCUACUGGCUGAGAUGCUGGAGUUGGCGGCGGCAGCAGUUGCCAUGGAGGAGGGCGAGGAAGACUUCCUGUGCCCGUUGGUGUGCCGGUGUGACGAAGGCUUUGUCUACUGUAACGACCGGAGCCUGAGCAUGAUCCCUCCUCUACCGUUAACAGCUACCGUUCUCUACCUACAGAGCAACCGGUUGGCCAACUCCGGCCUGCCUCCAUCGUUAGAGCGCAGCAGUAGCAUCCGUGUGGUCUACCUUUACGCCAACCAACUAGACGAGUUUCCUAUACACCUGCCGCCGUCGCUACGGGAACUACACCUGCAGGACAACAACAUUCGGACGUUGCCGCGCACGGUGUUGGCCAGGUUACCGUUGCUAGAGAGGCUACACCUGGACGACAACUCCAUCUCCACGGUGAGCAUUCAGGAGCGGGCCUUCUCCGGCACGCCGCGGCUGAGGUUACUCUUCCUCUCCCGGAACCACCUGUCCAGCAUCCCAGCCGGCCUCCCGGCUUCUUUAGAGGAGCUGAGGUUAGACGACAACCGCAUCAACACCAUCCCCACCCACGCCUUCCGGGGCCUGGCCUUACUGAGACGCCUGGUCCUGGACGGGAAUCUUCUGGCCAACACCCGCAUCGCCGAUGACACCUUCUCCCGCCUGGCCAACCUCACGGAGCUGUCGCUGGUCCGCAAUGCCCUGCAGGCCCCGCCCAUCAACCUUCCCAGCACACACUUGCUAAGGCUGCACCUGCAGGACAACGGGCUGAUCCACAUGCCCCGGGGGACCCUGGACGGGAUGAGGAGGCUGCAGAGGCUGGACCUGUCAGGGAACAACCUGACCACACUGCCCCGGGGGCUGCUGAGGGACACGGACGGCCUAGAGCUGUUGCUGCUCCGGGGGAACCCCUGGUACUGUGGCUGCAACCUGCUCUGGCUCCACGCCUGGCUGUAUGGCCGAGGGGCAGCAGUGACAGUACGGGGCCUGACCUGCCACGGGCCGGAGGUGGUUCGAGGCCAGGCACUCAGGGACCUCUCUGGGCUCAUGGACCAGUGUGAAGGCCCACCAGGAGGGGUGAACACUGUCUCUAGUACUACCACCACCUCCCCCCCCAGCCAGGGCUCUAUGUUUACCCUCAGGGCCAUGCGGCCAGGCCUGGUGAUGCCACCGGGAGGAGGAGAGGCGGGGGGGCAGGCCUCACACAACGCUCUAGAACUCACGGUGAAGCCCCUGUCUGCGGACAGCGUGCAGGUGACGUGGCUGUGCCCACAGCCAGCGCCCUCUUUCCGGCUGUCGUGGUUGAGGCUGGGCAGCAGCGCCGCUCUGGGUUCCAUCACAGAGACGCUGGUACCCGGGGAGAGACAGCAGUACCUACUAACCCAGCUCACGCCACGAUCACACUACCUCGUCUGCCUGCUCCCCCUGCGCUCCACCUCCUCCCACUCUGGAGGGUCACAGAGAGGACAGCAGCAGGAAAAGGACACAACAGACCAGACCCCCGUCUGCGCUCAGAUAGAGACGGGGGAGGCUCUGCGCCCCGAGGGGGGAGACGGGGGUGAUGACUCAGACACAGAGAUGGCAGCCCUCCCCCUGGCCGAGAUCAUUGGCGGAGCCACGGCCCUGGUCUCCCUCAUACUCAUCUUCGGCAUCUUCUGCUGGUACGGCCAGCGCGCCGGGUAUGUCUCCGGGGAAACAGACUCCUAUGGGGUCCGAGGACAGCGCGGAGUCGGAAUGGGGAAGCCAUACGAUGACUACGUGGAGUCGGGCACUAAGAAGGACACCUCCAUCCUGGAGAUCAGGAGCCCCGGCUUGGCUAUGACGCCCAUGAUGACCCAUCAGCCCCUGCAACCCAAAGGAGGGGAAGAUGUGACCUACGUGCACACCAUCUUUCCCUCAUCGCACGGUAAUGGCACCUACCGGAGCAACCAGAGUCACAACGGCAUCAUCACCCAACUGGGUCACACGGCGGGCUACGGGACCAACCGGGGUUACCGGGAGCAAGGGAUGAUCCCGGAUAUAGACUACUCCUACACGUGAUGACAUCAUUUCAGACACACUUCUCCCACCCCCACCGGUUGGACGCUGUUCUAAGGAUACGGUUCUAGCAGGCGGUUGGUUGGUUGGUGUUCUUGGUUCCAAAGUAUCCUCUGUGCCUCCUCAGUUUUGCUCUGAAUCUUAUUGGUCUGUUACUUAGCUGACUGGCUUGGGGUGCUGUGUCCCCAAAGGGCAACCAGACAUACAUGUUAGCUAGGUGACAGAAGUGCCAGUCAAGUUGUACCAUGCUGGGUAUUGACCCAUGUUGACCAAUGACUCAUGUUUAAACGUUUUGAGGUCUUUACAGCUACUACACUCUUCCUUCUAUUCCAUAAAACCAUGUUAGUAGUUUGAGGUGGAGGUUUAGGCCUAGGUAGAUGAUAUUGGCAAAUAUAUACCAGAAAGAAGCACUUGUGUAGAUGGCUAUACUACUAAAUACGUCUGUUUACGCUGUGUAGACACACAAGUAAGGGUUUGAUGGAACUAGUCAUUAACAACCUACAAACAACAACUCAUCAUCACUGACUGACAAAACAAAUAUAUGCUCCUAUCUUAGAGACAUGUUCCUAUCAGAGAGAGAGGGAGAGAGAUAUGGAGAGAGAUAUAUAGAGAGAGAUAUUUAUAGAGAGAGAACUAGAUAUAUAUAUAGAGAGAGGGAAAUAGAGAGAGAGAGAAAUAGAGAGAGACAAAGA